UGAAUUCUCCUUUUUGUUUCACGAUUUGAUGCACAGUCGAGACUCACAAGACGAGGGCUUUCCUAGGUCCAACAAGUGGAGCAAGACCGAUUAUAGCCAACCACAAGAUUCCCGUUGAAUGCCAUAGGCGAUGCUGGUUUUAGGCAGUUCAUGCGCGGCAAACCUACUGGACUUGCCAACAGGUACCGGGCCUUGUUGCUUGCGGCGAGCCAAAAACGAAGGAUUGCUGGUGACAGUUUGCUCGCGGUGUGGACAGAAAACGUUGGAACAAUUGCGGCUUGCCGACGGCGGAGUGAUGCAUAGUGUGCAGCAUUGUACAAAUUGUGACACACUAUGGCAGCGUGAUGCCAAUGCCAGCCGUAACAUUCGUCUUAUCGCAGCCGCAUUGGCUUACGGCCAAGAAUAUUCAGUGGUAUACAAUCGCUCUCCUUCCACGUAACAAAAACGUAUGAUGGUUACAGUUCGGUAAGUUUUCUCGGAAAAGAACCUUGUCUAAUUUUUGUGGCACAACACUGUA
Messenger RNA from Radiomyces spectabilis, 517 nucleotides. RefSeq lists its product as uncharacterized. The coding region runs from base 131 to 439 and encodes 102 amino acids. The record is from RefSeq and is a predicted model, not a curated record. The transcript is spliced from 2 exons. Lineage: Eukaryota; Fungi; Mucoromycota; Mucoromycetes; Mucorales; Radiomycetaceae.